Messenger RNA from Mus caroli (Ryukyu mouse), 1423 nucleotides. RefSeq names its product serpin A12. Gene Ontology annotation, molecular function: serine-type endopeptidase inhibitor activity. Lineage: Eukaryota; Metazoa; Chordata; Mammalia; Rodentia; Muridae. The record is from RefSeq and is a predicted model, not a curated record.
CUCCUGGAAGCCCAUUGACUGACUCCAGCAGCUUCAAUUGGCCACACUCUGCCUCUUCAGGAGGCCCUGGAGGUAUAAAUAACAAAACAAACCAGGCAGGCCCGUUUGGCCCUGUGGAUGGCGCCUGGACCCACUGAUAAUCCCCAAGGACAAUGACACGCAUGCUGGACCUGGGCCUGUUUCUGGCAGGCCUCCUCACUGUGAAAGGUCUCCUGCAGUACAGAGAUGCUCUAGAUAUGUAUAACUCUCCAGUCAGGGUCCAAGAGUGGAGGGGCAAGAAGGAUGCCCGGCAGCUUGCUCGACACAACAUGGAAUUUGGCUUCAAACUACUGCAGAGGCUGGCCAGCAAUAGCCCUCGGGGAAACAUCUUCCUAUCCCCACUGAGCAUCUCCACUGCCUUCUCCAUGCUGUCUCUCGGGGCCCAGAACUCCACACUGGAGGAAAUCCGGGAGGGCUUCAACUUCAAAGAGAUGACAGACAGGGACGUCCACGUGGCUUUCCACUACCUUCUCCACAAGCUCAACCAGGAGACGGAGGACACAAAGAUGAGCUUAGGCAAUGCUUUAUUUAUGGACCAGAAGCUGAGGCCCCAACAGAGGUUCCUGAACCUGGCUAGGAAUGUGUAUGAUGCAGACAUGGUGCUCACUAACUUCCAGGACUUAGAAAACACUCAGAAGGAUAUCAACAGAUACAUCAGUCGGAAAACCCACAGCAGAAUCAAAAACAUGGUAAAAAGCAUAGACCCAGGCACCGUGAUGAUUCUCACAAAUUAUAUUUACUUUCGAGGCAGGUGGCAGUAUGAAUUCGACCCAAAACAAACCAAGGAGGAGGACUUCUUCAUAGAGGAAGGCAAGACCGUGAAGGUGCCCAUGAUGUUCCAAAGGGGCUUGUUCGACAUGGCCUAUGACAGCCAGCUCUCCUGCACCAUCUUGGAAAUCCCCUACCGGGGAAACAUCACAGCCACAUUUGUCCUUCCUGACAAUGGCAAGCUGAAGCUGCUGGAGCAGGGGUUGCAGGCAGACAUCUUUGCCAAGUGGAAAAGCCUUCUCUCAAAAAGAGUGGUGGAUGUGUGGGUGCCCAAGCUCCGCAUCUCGUCUACUUAUAACAUGAAGACGGUUCUGUCCCGCCUGGGCAUCAGCAAAAUCUUUGAGGAGAAUGGUGACCUCACCCGGAUCUCAUCUCAUCGAAGCCUGAAGGUGGGAGAGGCUGUGCACAAGGCUGAACUGAAGAUGGAUGAGAAAGGCACGGAAGGGGCUGCAGGCUCUGGAGCCCAGACACUGCCCAUGGAGACCCCACGACAUAUGAAGCUAGACAGACCCUUCCUCAUGAUGAUCUAUGAGAAUUUCAUGCCUUCCAUGGUCUUCUUGGCAAGAAUUUAUGACCCUAGUGAGUAAUAAAGGAGCAUUCCCUGUUGGCUUCAGAC